Nicotiana tabacum (common tobacco) is the source of this 872-nucleotide messenger RNA. RefSeq names its product mediator of RNA polymerase II transcription subunit 28. NCBI's taxonomy places the organism in Eukaryota, Viridiplantae, Streptophyta, Magnoliopsida, Solanales, Solanaceae. The record is from RefSeq and is a predicted model, not a curated record. Gene Ontology annotation, biological process: regulation of DNA-templated transcription. Gene Ontology annotation, cellular component: mediator complex.
UAACAAUUCGUUCAUUAUUAAUCUGGAAGCAAACGUUCCCGGCUAUUUUUUGGUUCCGACCCACCAAAAACAUAACCAUUGCCUAAAUUCCUGUCUUCUCUUCAAUUGAUUCAAAUCUUACACGCCAUAGCUAAAGGGCUAUAGCAUCUCCAACUGCUCUUUGAAGUAAGGGUUGCAAUUCUGCAUUUGCUCGAGGUACAUGGCUGACAGACAUCAUGUUGAUCAACAGCAAAAUACUGAACCACAGAUAAAUUCUCAUACUCCAAAGGAUGACAUGAUCGCCUGUGUGAUAGCAUUAGAAGCUGCAUUACUACCGUGUUUGCCUGCACGAGAACUCCAGGCAAUAGACCGUUCAGCCCAUCCAUAUCAUCAGAUCGAUGUAGAGAGACAUGCCAGAGAUUUCAUGGAGGCUGCCAAGAAACUUCAACUUCAUUUGAUCGGUUUGCAACGUGAAGAUCUGCCUACAAGACCGGAGAUGCUUAGAAAGGAGAUAGAAAAGAUGGAAGAAGAGUUGAAGACGAAGACUGAACUCAUAGCUAAGCAAGAGAGACUGAUCCAAGGAUGGAGGGAAGAGUUGAAGGACCAACUGGAUAAACACAUCAUGGAGUUAGAAAGGGUGUAAACCACUACAGGAAUGUAAACAAAUACUUACAUAACUUUUCUUGUUUUAUUUGUGAUUCGAUUUGGAUUCUGGGUCGGGAUGACAAGUCCUUGUUACUGUUACUUUAGUUAUUUUUUCUUAAUUUUGGUGGUAUCCGGGCUAGUUUGUAUGCGCGUCGACUAUUCUACGUACCUGCUAUAUGUCAUCUUGUAUCGUGUAACUCUGCCUAUUAACUUGAAUUUGAAUCUUUAUCAGCGUCUUCUGUGAUUGA